This is a messenger RNA of Argentina anserina (silverweed cinquefoil), 3544 nucleotides long. RefSeq lists its product as uncharacterized. Gene Ontology annotation, biological process: carbohydrate metabolic process; glucosylceramide catabolic process. NCBI's taxonomy places the organism in Eukaryota, Viridiplantae, Streptophyta, Magnoliopsida, Rosales, Rosaceae. The record is from RefSeq and is a predicted model, not a curated record. The coding region runs from base 371 to 3235 and encodes 954 amino acids. Gene Ontology annotation, cellular component: membrane. The transcript has 18 exons. Gene Ontology annotation, molecular function: glucosylceramidase activity; beta-glucosidase activity.
GAGCAUUUGAGCUGUAGAGUCAGAGUCAGAAGCAGCAGCAGCAGCAGCAGAGGUGGCUCCAUCUGGCGAUCAGAGACAAACACUUGCGCACUGCUACUUACCCCAUUUCGUUCUUGAGGUGGAGAAAAUCAAAUCACCGAUUCAAAAGUUAACGUCUGUCUGUCUGUCUUUCACAUAAAGCUUUCAUCUUUCUUCCAUUGCUUGCUUGGGUUUUGCUCCAAGACUCGCCUUUUUGCUUGUAUUCGCUUCUUCCUUUCUUCCUUGGUUUGGAGGCCAAGAGAUCAUCGCCGUCUAGUUGGGUUAUACUGAUAGACAUACAGACAUAUAGUCGAGUUAAGGAUUCAUCGAUUGUUGGAUCUUUGGAUACGUCAUGGUUAGUGGUAAUCUCUUCCAUUCUCGCAAGAAUUCGUGGCCUCCUCAGGAGUAUAUCCCCAGGAAUACUUUACAAUUGUUUGAUUUUGAUAGUGCUGCUCCACCAGAACAAGCCUGGAGGAGGAAGUUAAACAGCCAUGCUAAUAUUCUUAAAGAAUUUAGCAUUACAUUUAGGGAAGCAAUUAAGAUGAUUACGUUAGGUGUACGUUUGUGGUCAUACGUCAGGGAAGAAGCUUCCCAUGGAAGGAAAGCACCUAUAGAUCCUUUCACACGAGGUAUUUGCAAGCCAUCUGCAUCACAAGGGGUUCCACUCGGAGGGAUGGGGAGUGGCAGCAUUUCAAGAGGUUUUAGAGGCGAGUUCAGGCAAUGGCAAAUCAUUCCGGGUGUAUGUGAUGGUUCUCCUGUCAUGACCAAUCAGUUCUCUAUCUUUAUAUCUAGAGAUGGAGGGAGUAAACGUUAUGCAUCAGUCUUGGCCCCAGGCCAACAUGACGGAAUAGGAAAAGCUGGUGAUCAGGGUAUAUCCUCAUGGGGAUGGAAUCUGGAUGGUCAGCAUUCCACAUACCAUGCUCUAUUUCCAAGGGCAUGGACAGUAUAUGAUGGCGAACCUGAUCCAGAAUUGAAAAUUUCUUGUCGGCAAAUAUCACCAUUUAUUCCUCAUAAUUAUAGAGAUAGUAGUCUUCCUACAGCAGUUUUUGUCUACACGUUGGUGAACACUGGAAAAGAAAGAGCAAAAGUCAGCCUUCUAUUUACAUGGGCGAAUUCAAUUGGAGGAGUCUCACAUUUGUCAGGAGACCACGUCAAUGAACCAUUUAUAGGCGAAGAUGGAGUCUCCGGCGUACUUCUUCAUCACAAGCAAGUCAUAAAACCUUAUUGCACUUAUAUGACGUCUGUACGAACUAUGUCCAUUUCCAGGACUGCAAAUGGGAGUCCACCUGUUACUUUUGCAAUAGCUGCAUGUGAAACACAAAAUGUAAGCGUCAGCGUUUUGCCGUGUUUUGGUUUAUCUGAAGGAAGUAGUGUGACGGCGAAAGAAAUGUGGGACAAUUUGGUGCAGGAUGGACAAUUUGAUCGUGAGAAUUUCAAUUCGGGACCAUGCAUGUCUUCCUCACCUGGAGAGACGCUCUGUGCUGCAGUUUCAGCUACUGCUUGGGUGGAACCCCAUGGGAAGUGCACUGUUGCCUUUGGUCUAUCCUGGUCAUCCCCAAAAGUGAAGUUCUUGAAAGGAAGCUCAUAUCCAAGGAGGUACACAAAGUUUUAUGGGACCUCUGAAAGGGCAGCACAAGACUUGGUGCAUGAUGCGCUAACAAAUUAUAAGCGAUGGGAAGAAGAGAUUGAAAACUGGCAAAACCCUGUCCUCAAGGAUGAAAAAUUACCAGAAUGGUACAAGUUCACGUUGUUCAAUGAGCUCUACUUUUUGGUCGCUGGUGGAACAGUGUGGAUUGAUUCUCCCUCACUUGAAACAAACAAAAAAAAGAGUCAAAGUCAAUUAACAAAUGAUGAGUUUUUACAUAAAAAGACCACUGAACAUAAAGUGAAUGGCAAACAAGGCGGAGUGGUUGAGAAUACUGCAACGUUGGACCCACAAAAACACUAUGAAGAUGUCGGGAGGUUUCUUUAUCUGGAAGGAGUUGAAUACAUCAUGUGGAACACAUAUGAUGUGCACUUCUAUGCAUCAUUUGCCCUUCUUGACCUGUUUCCCAAAAUUGAACUCAAUAUACAAAGGGACUUUGCAAAAGCAGUCUUAUCUGAAGAUGGAAGAAAAGUAAAGUUCCUUGCUGAGGGGAAUUGGGGAAUUCGUAAGGUUAGAGGAGCUGUCCCCCAUGAUUUGGGAACACAUGAUCCUUGGAAUGAGAUGAAUGCUUACAAUAUUCAUGAUACUAGUAAGUGGAAGGAUCUAAACCCAAAGUUUGUACUUCAGGUGUAUAGAGAUUUUGCUGCAACAGGGGAUAUGUCGUUUGGAGUUGAUGUAUGGCCUGCUGUCCGUGCUGCAAUGGAAUACAUGGAACAGUUUGAUAGGGACAAUGAUGGUCUGAUUGAGAAUGAUGGUUUCCCUGACCAGACAUAUGACGCUUGGACAGUUCAUGGAGUAAGUGCUUACUGUGGUUGUUUGUGGCUUGCUGCACUUCAAGCUGCUGCAGCAAUGGCCAUUCAACUCGGUGACAAGACCUUUGCUGAAUGGUGUAAAACCAAAUUUUUGAAGGCCAAACCAGCUUUUGAAGAAAAAUUGUGGAAUGGCUCUUAUUUUAACUAUGAUAGUGGAUCAAGUAGUAACAGUAAAUCUAUACAAGCAGAUCAGCUAGCCGGACAGUGGUAUACUGCAUCCUCAGGCUUACCUUCACUUUUUGAUGAAGUUAAAAUUCAAAGUUCUUUGCAGAAAAUCUAUGAUUAUAAUGUCAUGAAAGUUCAAGGAGGUAGGAUGGGUGCUGUAAACGGAAUGCACCCUAAUGGAAGGGUGGAUGAGUCCUGUAUGCAGUCUCGUGAAAUAUGGACUGGUGUCACUUAUGGAGUGGCUGCUACAAUGAUCCUUGCUGGAAAAGAGAAAGAGGCUUUCACCACUGCGGAAGGAAUUUUUAUUGCCGGCUGGUCUGAAGAGGGCUAUGGAUAUGGAUUCCAGACUCCAGAGGGGUGGACGAUGGAUGGGCACUUCCGAUCUCUGAUAUACAUGAGGCCAUUGUCUAUAUGGAGCAUGCAGUGGGCAUUAUCAAUGCCAAAGGCAAUUCUUGAGGCUCCGAAGGCCAAUAUAAUGGACAGAAUCCAUAUUUCUUCAAUUAGUUCACAAUCUUCCCACAGCGAAACAGGUGUGAGAAAGAUUGCAACCAAGGCAAAGUGCUUCAAUAAUUCUGUGUUCAAUUGUACAUGCUGAUUGUGAUCAUGUCACACGACUGUACUGUAAAGUGUAGUGAAAUUGCUCCUUGGUUACUUGAACCCUCUUGCGGUGCAGUAAUGAUGCUGGGAGAGGCUUGGAGUGGUUUUCUAGGAUGAGCCGACAUAGGUAAUAAAGGAUAGACUUUGCAAGUGUUUGAUUUACGUAGUGUGAAUCAGUCCUGCUUUGUCACUGAAAUGGUCUUGUACAGAAUAGUGGAACAUCAUGUAGAAAAUGAUUAUUCCCUAGGAUCUGGAAAUUGAACUUGUUGAUAGCUAGCCACAACCGAAUAUAUUCUCAACUAGUGAA